Molecule: messenger RNA, 2167 nt
Organism: Callithrix jacchus (white-tufted-ear marmoset)
Lineage: Eukaryota; Metazoa; Chordata; Mammalia; Primates; Cebidae
Gene: TMEM175
Product: transmembrane protein 175
Molecular function (GO): potassium channel activity; proton channel activity
Source: RefSeq, a predicted model, not a curated record
CUCUGUGUAUGUGGCUCUGAGAAGACACAGGGUCCCUGAGGCCUGACCUGGCACAGGCAGCUGACCCUGCACCCUUUAAAGCUUCUGAGGCUGAGAAGGCAGAGGCAGGAGGCAGGGGCCUCCUUGGAAAGGGAGAGGGUCAGCAAGGCCUGCUCAGCCUACGCCCACCCCGGCGGAGGUCCUGGCCUCCUGGGAGGGGGCAGCCCGCUCAGCCUGUGCCCAUCCCGGCAGAGGUCUUGGCCUCCUGGGAGGGCAGGAGGCUGGGCUCCUAAGGCUCUUUGUCAGAGCUCAGCAGACAAAGGCAGUGCCCUGGAGGUGAGCCAGAGGACAAGUUGGAAGAGGAAGGUUCCAGGCCUGCCCCAAGGACAGACGUUUCCUUUACGGAAGGGCAGCUGCCCCAGCAGGCACCUUACGUAGCUGUUCUGCGUAAACAGCAGGGACACGCCCACCCUGGCUGCUCCUACGGCCUGGAGGUGGGGUCAAAGGGUUUACAGGCAGAGUUUCCGCUUACAGCCACGUUGACUAUUUCUGAGCUAAAGAGCAACACUCUCAGAAGGGGAGCAACUGGAAGGCGUCUGAGGUGCACAUCUGCCUGGCUCGGUGUCCUCAUGACUGGGUGGCGAGGCUCAGCAGUGAAGAUGUAGCCCUUCCUGGGCCGGUGCUGAGGCUGGGGCUCCAGUCCUGACCACAGUUCGACAGAAGUGUACAGAGGCUUCUGGCAACACGGAUCGCCGUCUACCUGAUGACCUUUCUCAUCGUAACGGUGGCCUGGGCGGCGCACACAAGGUUGUUCCAAGUUGUUGGGAAAAUAGACGACACACUUGCCCUGCUCAACCUGGCCUGCAUGAUGACCAUCACCUUCCUGCCUUAUACGUUUUCCUUAAUGGUGACCUUCCCCGAUGUGCCCCUGGGCAUCUUCAUGUUCUGUGUGUGUGUGAUCGCCAUCGGGAUCGUGCAGGCACUGAUUGUGGGGUACGCAUUCCACUUCCCGCACCUGCUGAGCCUGCAGAUCCAGCGCUCCGCCCACAGGACCCUGUACAGAAGACACAUCCUGGGCAUCGUCCUCCGAGGCCCAGCCCUCUGCUUCAUGGCAGCCAUCUUCUCCCUCUUCUUUGUCCCCUUGUCUUACCUACUGAUGGCAACCGUCAUCCUCCUCCCGUACAUCAGCAAGGCCGCCGGCUGGUGCCGAGACAGGCUCCUGGGCCACAGGGAGCCCUUGGCUUACCCAGUGGAAGUCUUCACAUUUGACCUUCAUGAGCCGCUCAGCAAGGAGCGGGUGGAAGCCUUCAGCGACGGUGUCUACGCCAUCGUGGCCACUCUUCUCAUCCUGGACAUCUGUGAGGACAACGUCCCGGACCCCAAGGACGUGAAGGAGCGGUUCGGCGGCAGCCUCGUGGCUGCGCUGAGCGUGUUCGGGCCGCGCUUCCUGGCGUACUUCGGUUCCUUUGCCACUGUGGCACUGCUGUGGUUCGCCCACCACUCGCUCUUCCUGCACGUGCGCAAGGCCACACAGGCCAUGGGGCUGCUCAACACGUUCUCGCUGGCCUUUGUGGGUGGCCUCCCACUGGCCUACCAGCAGACCUCAGCCUUCGCCCGGCAGCCCCAUGACGAGCUGGAGCGUGUCCGCGUCAGCUGCGCCAUCAUCUUCCUGGCCAGCAUCUUCCAGCUCGCCAUCUGGACCACGGCGCUGCUGCACCAGGCAGACACGCUGCAGCCCUCGGUGUGGUUCGGCGGCCGGGAGCAUGUGCUCAUGUUCGCCAAGCUGGCCCUGUACCCCUGCGCCAGCCUGCUGGCCUUCGCCUCCACCUGCCUGCUGAGCAGGUUCAGCGCGGGCAUCUUCCACCUCACACAGAUCGCCGUGCCCUGCGCCUUCCUGCUGCUGCGCCUGCUCGUGGGCCUGGCCCUGACCAGCCUGCGGGUCCUGCGGGGUCUUGCCCAGCCCCAACGUUCCCCGCUGGCCCCCACGGGCCAGGACGACCCACAGGCCCAGCUCCUCCCUUCCGCCUGCUAGCAGCCACAAGGCCCACUCCCAGCCACCACCAGAUAUGGACCAGGGAGGACAAGAUGCUGGGCAGGGAAAGCUGAGUUACGGGCAGGCCUCAGUGGUUCUCGUGUGGCCUGGUUUUAUUUUCACUGUGAAAUAUCAUGUUCUAUCUCAAUCCUCAAA